GUUCGUAAAUUCUCCAUCCCGACCACAGUGUGCGUGCGUGCGCGUGUGUGUGUGUCAGCGGACGCGGAGAGAGACGAAGGCAAGCAGCUAGCUCCCUUUCGCCUUAUCUAAACACCAUACAUUCCUCAUCAUGGCGGCAACGGAUGUAGACAUAUUUUCUAAUGAAGAAAAGCGUAACCUCAGCCUUGGCGGCCAUGUUGGCUUUGACAGUCUGCCCGAUCAGCUGGUCAGUAAAUCGGUGACUCAGGGUUUCUGCUUCAACAUCCUCUGUGUGGGUGAGACGGGCAUCGGCAAGUCGACAUUAAUGAACACCCUUUUUAACACCAUGUUUGAAAAUGAGGAGGCCAGCCAUUACCAAAACGGUGUUUACCUGCGGCCCAGAACAUACGACUUGCAAGAGAGCAACGUCCACCUAAAACUGACUAUCGUCGACACGGUGGGCUUCGGGGACCAGAUCAACAAAGAAGAAAGCUAUAAACCCAUUGUGGACUAUAUCGACACACAGUUUGAAAACUACCUGCAGGAAGAGCUGAAAAUAAAGCGUUCUCUAUUCAAUUACCACGACACCAGAAUCCACAUCUGCCUCUACUUCAUCUCUCCUACGGGACACUCGCUCAAGUCCUUGGACUUAGUCACCAUGAAGAAGUUGGACAGCAAGGUGAACAUCAUCCCCAUUAUCGCUAAAGCUGACACGAUUUCCAAGAGCGAGCUACACAAGUUCAAGAUCAAAAUUAUGAGCGAGCUGGUUAGCAACGGUGUUCAGAUUUACCAGUUUCCCACAGACGACGAAGCUGUGACAGAAAUCAACUCCUCUAUGAACGCCCAUCUUCCCUUUGCUGUGGUGGGCAGUGUGGAGGAGGUGAAGGUGGGGAAUAAGACGGUGAGGGCCAGGCAGUAUCCGUGGGGAGUCGUUCAAGUGGAAAACGAGAGUCACUGUGAUUUCGUCAAGCUGCGGGAGAUGUUGAUCCGAGUGAACAUGGAGGAUCUGCGUGAACAGACUCACGCCAGACACUAUGAACUCUACAGGCGCUGCAAACUGGAGGAGAUGGGCUUCAAAGACACAGACCCAGACAGCCAGCCUUUCAGUCUACAGGAGACAUAUGAAGCCAAAAGGAAGGAGUUUCUUGGAGACCUGCAAAGGAAGGAAGAGGGGAUGCGGCAGAUGUUUGUGAACAAAGUGAAGGAGACGGAGGGCGAGCUGAAGGAGAAGGAGAGAGAGUUGCAUGAGAAGUUCGAGCAGCUGAAGCGCAUGCACCAGGAGGAGAAGAAGAAGGUGGAGGAGAAGAGACGGGAGCUGGAGGAGGAGAUGAACGCCUUCAACAGGAGGAAGGUGGCCGCCGAGACCCUCUCGCUCUCACAGCCCCUCAAGAAGGACAAAGACAAGAAAAACAGGUCGGUAAAAACAGAGAACCAAUCAGGCGUCAACCUCUCCAACUCCAAAGUGAUGAUGGCCAAAGCCAAUAUGGAGCCCUUGAACUGCCAGAGCUGGUGGCAGGCCAUACAGUGCUGCACCUGUCUGGUCCACAGCGACGCCUGGAGGCAGGGUCUCUUCUGAGAGCCGGCCAGCAUCAGCUGAGGAUGCCUGGACAUCAGCAGGCCGUGGAACUGAAGGAAAACAACAAACCGCUUAACCAACAGACAGAGUCACCGAAAAACCCACUCACAGAGGAGAGGGUCUGUGUAUGUACUCCUGAGGAAUGGUGUGUGUAUAAGACCCUCAUGAGUGGGCUGUAAAAAAUGUGCUGUGUUCGAUAGUCUCCAUGUUUUGUCUCUCGCUCUGAUUCCUAAUCCAGAUGUUUUGUUUCUCUUCGAUGCAGGCCAAUCAAAGGCAUGCACAACCCAACAAAAUGAUAGUUUUCGUGACUUUUGGGGAACUGAUUCCCUGGUUGACUUACCAUUCAAGUCAGACCUAAAUAAUACAAGUUUGCAAAAUUGGCUACUGGUUAGCAUCAACCGAGAUUACGCCAAUCAUCAUUGAUGAAUACAAUAAUGUGCACUUAUGAAACCAGGAACGUACAUUGUGAAAUAAAAUAGGGCCAAUUCUGAUUUCACA
Cyprinus carpio (common carp) is the source of this 2053-nucleotide messenger RNA. It is a transcript of the gene septin8a, whose product is annotated as septin-8-A. Gene Ontology annotation, molecular function: molecular adaptor activity; GTP binding; GTPase activity. The transcript has 10 exons. Gene Ontology annotation, biological process: cytoskeleton-dependent cytokinesis. Bases 131 to 1555 code for a protein of 474 amino acids. Gene Ontology annotation, cellular component: septin complex; microtubule cytoskeleton; cell division site. The record is from RefSeq and is a predicted model, not a curated record. NCBI's taxonomy places the organism in Eukaryota, Metazoa, Chordata, Actinopteri, Cypriniformes, Cyprinidae.